Messenger RNA from Scatophagus argus, 2652 nucleotides. RefSeq names its product hemicentin-1-like. Gene Ontology annotation, biological process: cell-cell adhesion. The coding region runs from base 214 to 1659 and encodes 481 amino acids. Lineage: Eukaryota; Metazoa; Chordata; Actinopteri; Scatophagidae. The record is from RefSeq and is a predicted model, not a curated record. The transcript is spliced from 6 exons. Gene Ontology annotation, molecular function: integrin binding. Gene Ontology annotation, cellular component: membrane.
ACUGUGAAAUUUGGCUUAUGUUAAUCUAAGAGUAAAAUUAAUACCGGUCGACGGUUAUCUUGGGGGAAAAAGAGCUCCUGAAGUGCUUCUGGUUCUGAUGAUAACCAAAAUACUGGGUGUGUGCUGUGAAAAGAAACUUCCCUGCACAAGAAAUAAAAAGUGCAAUUUGACUUUUUUCAGACAAUCAUAGUACUGCUUCAUUUGCCCAGAAAAAUGUUGUUCUGUUUCAUACUUUUGACUGUGUCUUUAGUGACUUGUUUGCACGGCUCUGGAGCGUCUGCUUGUGGUGCAAACUGCACAGAUAAACCUGUAUUCACUCCAUCCAAACUGGUAGUGAAGUACGGCGAUUCGGCUUCUGCCAGGUGCUCUGUGUGUCAGCACGCUUGUCAGGCCAGCAGAUUUGGACUGGAGAUACCUGUGGGAGUCACAAUAAGAAAUGAAACCACCAUUUCAUGGACGGUGGACAGACUGACUGAAUGGGACACAACUCUCAUUUGCUAUUAUGAUGAUGAUACUACCCGUGGCCAGUGCUGCAGCAUCCUGCUUGUAACUGUCUACUAUCCUCCAGAUAAUGUGUCCAUAAGCCUCGCUGGUCACACUGGGCCGAUGUUUGAGGAUCACCAGUACACUCUGCAGUGUGAAGUCCAGCAUGUUGCUCCUGUUGGACACCUCACUGUGACCUUCUACAGAGGACAGACGCCACUUGCUCAACUGCAGUCCAAUAAUACACAAGAGAGGACACCAGUGAGCGAGACCUUCACAGUAAACAUCACAGCCAGUAAAGAAGAUGAUGGAGGCCAGUACUGGUGUGAGGCCAAGCUGGACCUGGGACCUGAAGGACCACAGCCCCCUCCAGUGGUGAAGUCACAAAAUUCGCUACGACUACAUUAUGCUAAAUAUGCUCAUGGACUUUUACAUGAAAACUGCGCAGAUAAACCUGUAUUCACUCCAUCCAAACUGGUAGUGAAGUACGGCGAUUCGGCUUCUGCCAGGUGCUCUGUGUGUCAGCACGCUUGUCAGACCAGCAGAUUUGGACUGGAGAUACCUGUGGGAGUCAGAACAAGAAAUGAAACCACCAAAAGCAUUUCAUGGACGGUGGACAGACUGACUGAAUGGGGCAUAACUCCCUUCUGCUAUUAUAAUGAUGAUGCUACCGGUGACCAGUGUGGCAGCUUCCUGCCUGUAAUUGUCUACCAUCCUCCAGAUAAAGUGUCCAUAAGCCUCGCUGGUCACACUGAGUCGAUGUAUGAGGAUCACCAGUACACUCUGCAGUGUGAAGUCCAGCAUGUUGCUCCUGUUGGACACCUCACUGUGACCUUCUACAGAGGACAGACGCCACUUGCUCAACUGCAGUCCAAGAAUACACAAGAGAAGAAACCAGUGAACGUGACCUUCACAGUAAACAUCACACCCAGUAAAGAAGAUGAUGGGGGCCACUACUGGUGUGAGGCCAAGCUGGACCUGGGACCUGAAGGACCACAGCCCCCUCCAGUGGUGAAGUCACAAAAUUCGCUCACCUCCAUUGUCUAUUCAAGCACCAUCUCAACAGGACCCAGUCUGUUCCUUGUGUUGGCCGUGGCAGUGGGGGUUGUGAUUGUUGGCCUGAUCAUCAGCUGUUUCUUUUGGUGUUUUUGGUUCAGGCUACGGAGUGUGGUAUAAUUAUGUUUAAGGGGGUAUUUUUACUGCUUUAGUUGUUUGAUGCUGUUUGAUGAUCGCUACAGAGCUUACUUUUUUCUCAGUGUGAUGCUGAUGUGUUGUUAGACUGUAACCUACAAAGUGAGUCGUGUUUCAACAUGAUUAUUUCUUCCUCUCUGCCUAUGUCUACUCAGAGCCAGUGCUGUAGCCUCCACCGAGGACACUGAGGUCAUGUUCUUUGUAUUUGUUUCUAGUAAUUUGAAGUUUUUAACAACCUUAGGGUGUUUACGUUGUACAACUUAAAAAUGUACACACAUUGAGUAUUUUAUAGGCUGAUUACUCCAUGUGGUGUCGGCAGUAGAUAGUAAAAUUUGACUUUGUGUUUUACUUUGGGGAAUAAAAACAGGUUUGCUAAAUGAAAACAUGGAAUAUCUGAUCAUAGAAUAAUCAAACAAGCUUAAAAUCUGUCAAACCAUUUAAAAUCCAUUUUGAAUAUUUGUCAUUUUCUGAUGCUCAGUCCAAAAGACUUUUUUGAGUUUGAUUAGUCCUCACAAAGUAUUGAUGUUAAACCCAGACUAAAGUACCUACAGAGACUGAAAAUGUGGAGGCAUAGAAAAAACAUUUGUAUUAGGGAAAAUUGAUUUUCAGUGAACUAAAUAAAUAGAAAUUGAAAAAUGUAAGCAUCAGAGGGACUCCAUUAACCUCAGUAAUGCCCUGCUCUAGACACAGACAAACUUUAUUUAAGAUAAGAUGAACUUUAUUGAUCCCGCAGUGGGGAAAUUCAGUAAUUUGUAUAAUAAUCAUGAUGUAUAAUUCACUAAUUUCAAAAAGGAAAAAGGAAAAAACAACAUUAAUGACAAUCUAUUUCGUCAUUGCCAUAUUUGUUUUUUCUGGCUCUUCCUAAUAAAUUAGUAAAUACAUCAUAUUUGUGUUUUAUUCAUUUAAAUGCAUUUUUUGUUUUUCUUGUUCAUUUUCAUGUACGCUUGUUAGCGGGAAUAAAAGUUGAAUCAAUCUCUA